Messenger RNA from Corylus avellana, 1341 nucleotides. It is a transcript of the gene XTH30, whose product is annotated as xyloglucan endotransglucosylase/hydrolase 30. The record is from RefSeq and is a predicted model, not a curated record. NCBI's taxonomy places the organism in Eukaryota, Viridiplantae, Streptophyta, Magnoliopsida, Fagales, Betulaceae. Gene Ontology annotation, molecular function: hydrolase activity, hydrolyzing O-glycosyl compounds; xyloglucan:xyloglucosyl transferase activity. Gene Ontology annotation, cellular component: apoplast; cell wall. Gene Ontology annotation, biological process: xyloglucan metabolic process; cell wall biogenesis.
UCUCUCUCUCACAUUAUAUAUCCUUUGCAUUGAAUUCCUUCUGCUGCUCUAAAUACACACACACACACACACACAUAUAUAUAUAUACAUAGACUUACAGAGAAAGCAAAGCGAGCGGAGAGGAGAGAGAAAACAUAAGAUAGAAAAUAAAAGAGAAAACAAAAGCAUGGAUCGUUUACGUUGUUUCGGACCAUCUUAUAGUAGGCUCGGUUUAUUUUCCCUCCUCCUCCCUCUCUUUUUCUUCCUUUCCAACGCAGCUUUCAACAACCUCUCCACCAUUCCCUUCAACCCCGCCUACUCACCUCUCUUCGGCGACGGCAACCUCGUCCGCGCCCCCGACGGCAAAGGCGUCCGCCUCCUCCUCGAUCGCUUCACAGGUUCGGGUUUUAUCUCCUCCAAUCUAUACAAGCAUGGGUUCUUCAGCGCGAACAUCAAGCUGCCGUCGGAUUACACCGCCGGAAUCUGUGUUGCGUUUUAUACAUCAAACGGCGACGUAUUCGAGAAAAGCCACGACGAGCUAGACUUCGAGUUCCUAGGGAACCUUGAAGGGAAGCCAUGGCGGUUUCAGACCAACUUGUACGGAAACGGCAGCACAAGCCGCGGCCGAGAGGAGCGUUACCGCCUUUGGUUCGACCCCACCAAGCAGUUCCACCGCUACAGCAUUCUUUGGACGGCAAAAAACAUCAUAUUUUACAUUGAUGAAGUUCCUAUCAGAGAGGUUGUAAGAAAUGAUGCAAUGGGCGGCGACUACCCAUCAAAGCCGAUGUCCUUGUACGCCACCAUAUGGGAUGCUUCAAAUUGGGCCACGUCCGGCGGCAAAUACAAAGUGAACUACAAGUAUGCACCUUUUGUAGCCGAAUUCAAGGACCUUGCCCUAGAAGGUUGCCCCGUUGACCCUAUUGAGCAAUUCCCGGUAGCCAGCGUUUGUGCCGAAAAGGAUGCUCACCUUGACGUCCAAGACUAUUCCAUUGUCACGCCUGAGCGCCGCCGUGCCAUGCGCAAGUUCCGCCAAAAUUACAUGUACUACUCCUAUUGCUAUGAUAUGUUAAGGUACCCUGUGUCACCGCCCGAGUGUGUUAUUAUUCCAUCGGAGAAGCAACGGUUUAAGGACACUGGAAGACUCAAGUUCGGAGGAAGCCACCGUCGCCAGUCAAGGAGGCGAAGCCGGGCUUCGGCUACUUCUUCAAGCUCUGAUGCUAGUGUUUAAUUGAUGCCUAUCGAUAUGUAUGCCGUCUAUCGAUAUGUAAAUUGAAACUUUGUGAUGUUGAUUUUUUUAUUUUUAUUUUUUCAUAACGUACAUUAAUAUUUACUAAAAUAAAUAUAUAUAAAACAUUAUCAUAA